Hevea brasiliensis (rubber tree) is the source of this 603-nucleotide messenger RNA. RefSeq lists its product as uncharacterized. The coding region runs from base 111 to 404 and encodes 97 amino acids. The record is from RefSeq and is a predicted model, not a curated record. The transcript has a single exon. NCBI's taxonomy places the organism in Eukaryota, Viridiplantae, Streptophyta, Magnoliopsida, Malpighiales, Euphorbiaceae.
AAAAUAACAAACACCAAUUUAACUUCCCAAGCAAAAAUCUUUCCUCCUCCUCUCUCAUUUCGCUCCGGAACUUCUCUUUCCCCCUCUCUCUCUCUCUGAUCCGCCUGAAAAUGGGACCGAUUGUCUUGACUCAGCUUGCGACGGGCCUUAGCGUGCUGGCCGGAGCCGUCCUCGUCAAAUCGGUGAUGGAACAGAAGCCCAUGGCUGGUCCAUUCCAGCGGUGCUCAACUUGCAACGGCACAGGUCGAGUUACUUGUCUCUGCUCUCGCUGGUCAGAUGGAGAUGUGGGAUGUCGGACUUGUGCUGGCUCCGGUCGCAUGGUGUGUAGUAGUUGCGGUGGUUCCGGUACUGGUCGACCAAUUCCGGUUCGAAUAUCUGCCAGGCCGACGAACCGCCCGUCGUAAGUGGUUUGUGAUUAGAGAUUUAUAUAGCUCCCGUUUCUCUCUUAUAUUUUUAUGUAAUUUUUUUCCCAAAUUACAAAAUUAAAUUGUGUAAUUUAAAAAUUGAAGAUACCGAAAAGGAAGAGAUGGGAGAUUUAGUAGGUUUAACUUGUAAUGUAUUGGCUACUGAGAUUCUUAUAAAAUCGAUAAGUUUAUAAUCUAA